Messenger RNA from Blumeria graminis f. sp. triticale, 1245 nucleotides. NCBI's taxonomy places the organism in Eukaryota, Fungi, Ascomycota, Leotiomycetes, Helotiales, Erysiphaceae. The record is from the annotation of a GenBank genome assembly.
AUGUCCGCUAUUUCUAGAUUAUAUAAUUCUGCCAAAUCUCUGCUUUCCUACAGCAGUAAUCAAGAUCUUUCAGUUACAAAACGUCGAACAGGAGCUGACUCAAACAUGAUACAAACGAGACAAAACAACGUUGGCUUCAGCGAAGAGAUGAAAAAAUCUUUUUUCGAGGAUAGUCCAAAAAAUAAAAGACAAGCUACCACUAGUAGUAGCAAAAAGCGCUAUACAUCCAUUUAUCAUGAAGAGGCAGAGCCAAUACCAUCAAGCUCAAAGCGACAAAAGACGUCUUCUAAUCAGCAAAGGAGUGCUGAGAAAAUGCAAACACCUAAACUCUAUCCAACAUCGAAUAAGUCUAUGAAAUAUAGCACACCUCUUGGCUACAAAUGUAAAACUCCCGAUAAAAACUCAUCCAGCAAAGGAGAAGAUAAAAAUUCCGAAACUUAUCAAGAUAUUUCAGCAACAGAAAAAUCGGUGGACGUGCACACUGACAUAACACCUCAAAAAAUGACCGUGGCUGCGCAACAUAAAAAGUUUGGAAGCGAAGAACCGCUCACAAGUGCAGGAAUAUCCACCAUUAAGGCCGAACCAACUUUGAUACAAGACUUGUCAGCAGGAAGUGAGAGUACAGAUAGUGAUGAUGAUGCACCAGAAACAUUUGCAGCACUAGAUUCUGGAAAUAACCUAUUGAACAAGCUAGCUGAAGUGGCCAAAGCAGAAAAUGAGAAGAAUAAAGCUUUCCUUCAGAAGAGGAGAGAAAAGAAAGAAAGAAAAAGGCAAAAUUUACAAGAACUAAGUGAUUUAAUACAUGAUGGCGUUAAAUCGAGUCCAAGGAAUACGACCACAGUUCAAGGCAAGAAUGAAUCAAAGUAUGAAACCAUUAACGAUUAUGAGAUUCGUGACAAAGUGCAAAAAGAACCCAGAAGCUUAACUGAAAGGCUUCCAGAUUUGCUUCCAAGUGAAUAUCUUGAUGACGACGACCCCCCUGAACCUAUACUUUCCAGACCCUCGAAAAAUAUAGUAUCCAAAAAAACAACAUUCAAAAAUCUUGACAUAAAACAGCCAAAAGAUAUCCAUGUGGGUAACACCACUUAUCGGGUUAUCCAAAAAGAAAGUAAGCACUUGGCGCCAAAAGUUGCUCCAGGUGCUCGAAAAACAAAAGAGAACUUGCUUCAAAAGAAAGGCAACAGGAAUCAACGAUCUAAUAGAAGGUAUCCAUCAAGUGGAUUCGUUAGGCCACAAGCCAACUAG